This is a messenger RNA of Owenia fusiformis, 864 nucleotides long. The record is from the annotation of a GenBank genome assembly. Lineage: Eukaryota; Metazoa; Annelida; Polychaeta; Sabellida; Oweniidae.
AAAUGUAUAUAUAAGCUACAUAUGUGAUGCACGAUCAGAAUUCAAACGACUCAUCAAAGUCAUUACUAAAAGUAUAUGUUGUUUCAAAAAUUGUUAAAAUAUGUCGAUAUUAUACUCAAAUAAAUUAAGUUUUGAAUUCGAUGUUGGCGUUAUUGAAAAGUAUGAUAAAAUAAAUAAUAUUAUUUCUACAACUGGAAAAAGCAUCAACGUUGGAAAAGUAAAACGAUACUCUCGUCAUCUCUACAGUCCGACUGCCACGACAUACAAUAACUGCAGUCACGGUCACGAGUCAACAUCUAGGAAAAUUGAUUUGAACACGCUAAAAUCUCCCGAUCAAAGAAUAGCCUGCUCCAAGUCUCUGCUUCAACAAACACGAAAUACCACACGAGCAAAAAGAAAUAUUUGUAAACGGAUAGCCCAUUCGCAGCCAAAAAACACGCAUUCUGGUGGUUAUGAAAAUUCGGAUCCGAAUUUUAGUCGACUCCCACCAGUCGAAAUGGAAGAGAACACUAAGGAUUUCAACAUGAAGAUCCGUGAAAUUGUCCGUCCCAAUUGUCUUGAACUUUCCAACGAGGCAAGCGGCAGAUGAGAGGGUGUCUCGUGAACCAGAAUGAACUAUGGCUCAUACGGAACAAUUAAACAUCUCAAAAUGCACUGGAAACUCGAAUUGUUUGAAAUAAAUAAUUUAUAAGGCUAUGUAGAAAUCAAUUUAGCAAGAUUAACAUGGUUGUAUUUCAUGUGGAUCGGCCAUUGCUCAACUCAAAUACAUUUCUGAAAUUGUUGAAAUUAUAGGUUAUAAUUCAACGGUAUUGUUAAUGUUAAUGGUAUAACAAUAAAAAAUAAAGAAAAACAAAUAUGACCCGC